GGUCUUGGCGGGCUCAUGGCGCGGCGCAGGCGCACUGAGCCCUCGGCGCGGACCGCGCAAGCUGAAUAAUAAAAGGGGUGCGGCGGAGAGGCAGGAAGACAGGACCAUGUCGAAGGGCCCCGGGCCCGGCGGCCCCGCGGCUUCCUCGGCGCCCUCGGCCGCUACCGCCCAGGUGCUGCAGGCGCAGCCCGAGAAACCGCAGCACUACACGUACCUGAAGGAGUUCCGCACGGAGCAGUGCCCGCUGUUUGUGCAGCAUAAGUGCGCCCAGCACCGUCCGUACAGCUGCUUCCACUGGCACUUUGUGAACCAGCGUCGCCGCCGCUCCGUCCGCCGCCGCGACGGGGCCUUCAACUACAGCCCCGACAUCUACUGCACCAAGUACGACGAGACCACUGGCCUCUGCCCGGAGGGAGAUGAGUGCCCGUUCCUGCACAGAACCACAGGAGACACGGAGCGGCGCUACCACCUGCGCUAUUACAAAACCGGCAUCUGCAUCCACGAGACGGACUCGAAGGGGCACUGCGCCAAGAACGGGCCCCACUGCGCCUUCGCCCACGGCCCCCACGACCUCCGCUCCCCCGUCUAUGACAUCAGGGAGCUGCAGGCCAUGGAGGCCCUGCAGAACGGCCAGGCGGUGGCAGAGGCAGCUGGCGAGGGGCAGUCGGCCCUGGCCGCUAGUCACAUCAUGAUUGAGAAGAUCCUGAGCGAGGAGCCCCGCUGGCAGGACACUGCCUACGUGCUGGGCAACUACAAAACAGAGCUGUGCAAGAAGCCCCCCCGGCUGUGCCGCCAGGGCUACGCCUGCCCCUACUACCACAGCAGCAAGGACCGGCGCCGCAGCCCCCGCAAGCACAAAUACAGGUCCUCGCCAUGCCCCGGCGUGAAGCACGGAGACGAGUGGGGCGACCCCAGCAAGUGCGAGCACGGGGACGCCUGCCAGCACUGCCACACCCGCACCGAGCAGCAGUUCCACCCCGAGAUAUACAAGUCGACCAAGUGCAAUGACAUGCAGCAGUCGGGCAGCUGCCCGCGAGGACCCUUCUGUGCCUUCGCCCACGUGGACCAGCCCCCGCCGGGGGACGACCUGCCGCCGCCCUCGGCCGUGCCCAGCCCCACCCAGGCCGGCCCCGUGCUGUUUGUGCCGUCUGCGGCCGGAGACUCGGUCCCCGCCAGUCCCUCCAGCCCCCACGCCCCGGACCUCAGCAGUGCCAAGUUGAAACCGCACCCCCUGGAACCCAGGAGCCAAGACCAGCCCCCGCGGCAGUCCCAACAGGAGCUGUUGGGCCUUCUCCCCGGGGCCAGCCCCCUCACCUCCGGCAUCUCUUCUAGUCUCACCUCCAGCCUGGCAGCCACACCCCCCAGCCCCGCGGGCACCAGCAGCGCCCCCGGCAUGAACGCCAACGCCCUGCCCUUCUACCCCACCAGCGACACGGUCGAGUCUGUCAUAGAGUCGGCCCUGGAUGAUCUGGACCUCACCGAGUUCGGGGUGGCCGCCCUUGAGAAGACGUUCGACAGCGGCCCCGUGCCCCCAACGGGCGGCGGCAUCGUGAUCGGCGGGAGUCUACUGCAGAGCUCCGCUCCGGUCAACAUCCCCCGCUCCCUGGGCAGCUCCGCCUCCUUCCACUCGGCCUCCCCCUCCCCGCCGCUCAGCCUGUCCUCCCACUUUCUGCAGCAGCCCCAGUCCGAAAGCCCCUUCCUGGGGGCCUCUGCGCCCCACGGCUCUUUGGGCUUAAAUGGGAUGAGCAGCAGCAUCUGGGAGCACUUCCCUUCGGGGAGCUUCUCUCCCGGCACAUCCCCCGCCCUCCCGUCGGGCCUGGGGGCCGCUGAGCUGGCCCGCCUCCGCCAGGAGCUGGAAGAAGCCAACGGCACCAUCAAGCAGUGGGAGGAGUCGUGGAAACAGGCCAAGCAGGCCUGCGACGCCUGGAAGAAGGAGGCCGAGGAGGCCAGCGAGCGCGCCAGUGCCGCGGGCGUCGAGUGCGAGGUGGCGCGGGGGCAACGGGACGCCCUGGAGCAGCAGGUGAGGAAGCUGCAGGGGGACCUGGAGCGGCUGCACAGCGGGCGGGACCCCCCGGACCCCGCGGACCCUCCGGCCCCGCCGCGCUCCUUCUCCGACCUGGAGGCCCUGCCUCUGGCCACCCUGUACGGCCUCCAGCAGCAACUGCGCUCCAACCUGGAUAAGGUGGACAAGGCCGUGUUCCAGCUGCGCUCGCAGACCUGCCUCAAGUGUCAAGAACAGAAGCGGGUAGUGCUGCCCUGCCAACACGCCGUGUUGUGCGAACCGUGCGCCCAGGAGGCCGACUGUCCCGUCUGCCGCUCCCCGCGCCCACAGCCCCCGCCCUCCUGACGCCGCCUGCCCGCCGUCCCCGCCCGUCCGCCGCGGAGCUGCUUAAAGUAGAUAUCCGUGUACAUAUGUGUCCGUGUGCGUGCGUGUGCACGCGGCGGCUGUCUGUGAGUGUGUGUGUAUGUGUGUAUCUAUAUGUAUAUAUAUAUAUCUAUAGAUCUGUAGAUAUAUAUAUAUAUAUAUAUCUGUACAGAGAGGUGGGCACAUGCUUAAAGCAGAGGUAGUUACAAGCACUUUGAAGAGGUCAGGCCUGGGGUAGGUGGCUGGGGCUGACUGGGCUGGCCAUUGACCCCCCCCAAGGGGAAGGCCGCGGGGGCCGGUGGUGGGGUGUGUGUGUGUGUGUGUGUGUGUGUGUGUGUGUGUGUAGAGUGGUGAAGGGACCACCCCUGGGUCCAGAGCCUGGCCAGCAGGCCCCCCUCACUACCCUCAGCACUCAAAGGGGCUUGAGGAUUUGACCAAAUUUGUGUUAGGAAAAGGGCAGUAGAGUCAAACCAGCCAGCCUGGGGGUGGGAGGAGGUAGCGGGGUUCUGGGCAGCCUCCCACCCUGAUCGCUCAGGGGGCAGCGGGAGGGAGGACUUACUUCCUCCAACCUGAGCCAUGGGCUGGUGGAAGGGACCCGGGCUGUGGCCGUGGUAUCCUUCCUCUUGGCCCGGCGUGUGGGGAGGGCUCAGUGAGGCAUUCUCCACACCCACCCCUACACUCUCUUUACAAGUGGGGAAACAGAUUGAAUCAACACAAUUCUGUCAGUUCCCGUCCUCCACCCCACGCUCUGCUGCCUGGCUGUGGGAAGGGUUUUUGUGGGGUUGUGUUCCCACACAGAGCAGGCACCUCCCUGCCCUUCUCUCCCAUUUCCUUAGUGGGUAAGUAGGUGUGUGGCUGGGCAGCGGGGCGGGGGGGGGGAACCUACAGCCAGAGAGGGGGACCCCUGGCAUCAGGCUCUGGGCAGAGGGGCCUGUGUGCAUGUGUGUGGUGUGUGCAGCUGUGUCAGUGUGUGUUGGGGCGGCCUGUUCGCCAGCAGUAUUUAUUGUGCUCCCACUGCCUAAGGUUGAGGGGAAACAUGCGUGAGAGUCCACCCUGCUCUCACUCCCAUGGGAGUCCAGUAUGGGUCUGAAAGAGAGAGAGAGCGAGCGUGCAUGUGUGUGUGUAUGUGUAUGUGUGGGUGAGAGAGAUGGAGCAUGGGGAGCAGGAGGACAGAUGGGGAGGGGGUGCUGCCCCUCCUUUAGACCCCUGCAACUCCCCCCCAAGGGCAGCUACCAGCAGUGGAGGGGGUUUGGGGGAGAAAGAGAGGGAGCUUCCCAGACCGGGAAGGGUUAACAUACAUGCUUAGAGGCGGCAGUGCCAGGAAGUCCGGGAUGCCGGUGUGUCCAAGGCGUAGGGCAGCGUGGUUCAGUCCAGAGGGCAGGUGCAGUGGCAGUUCCAGCACAGGUAUUCUGGGAGUCUGGGUCACUGGGGGCGGGGGGUGGCGGGAAGAGACCCUCCCCACCCCCAGCAGGGGCCAGGGCCGCUGGGGUCCGGGGUUGCGGAGAGGGAGGAGGGUGGCUCGCCCGACCUCUUCCUGCCCUGCGGCCCUGGCUCGGACCUCCGCCUGGGGCUGGGCACAGGUGGGCAGAGUGGAACUGGCAGGGAGGCGGCUGGCUCUCCGCAGCAAAGAGCAGGAUGGAUUUUUUAAGAGGACAAUAAAUUUUUAUUUUUUUGCUAAGAAAA
Messenger RNA from Ornithorhynchus anatinus (platypus), 4048 nucleotides. RefSeq names its product unk zinc finger (gene UNK). Gene Ontology annotation, molecular function: mRNA CDS binding; metal ion binding. Lineage: Eukaryota; Metazoa; Chordata; Mammalia; Monotremata; Ornithorhynchidae. Gene Ontology annotation, biological process: cell morphogenesis involved in neuron differentiation. The record is from RefSeq and is a predicted model, not a curated record. The transcript has 15 exons. The coding region runs from base 107 to 2347 and encodes 746 amino acids.